AUGAUCCGAACUGCAGUUGCGGCUGACUCAGCAGCGUCGGCGCAAGGAUGUUCCGGGCCGAGCACCACCCAGCCAAUCGGAGAGCGCGGCGCCCCGGCUCGAAUCACGUCACCGGAAACCAGCCACGGCCUCGAAAAGAGAUUCUCUGGUCUUUGCUUGCUUCGAAUUGCUGCAGCGGAGAUGGAUGCACGCAGUGUUUUGCUCGGACACGCUCGUUUGUGGCGUGCGGGGGCCUUUUCCAGUUCUAUCUGCUCAAGAUGUUUGCGGGCUUCCCAGCCGCCAGUCCGACACAGCUCCGUCGCAUCGUCGACCAGGCCGCGAAUGGUCCUCACCCAGGCGCAACGCGAUUUCCUUGACAGCGCCCUCCGCGUCAACCAAGCCGGGGAGCUUGCCGCUACACAUAUCUACACUGCACAAUCGCCGCCCGUUGUCCGUUCCCACCCUCACCUGCGCCCGCUCAUGAAACACAUGUAUGACCAAGAGGCCGGCCAUUUCGACACGUUCAAUAACCUGAUCGCGAAGCAUCGCGUGCGUCCUACUGUUAUGUACCCGAUCUGGCAGGGCGUAUCGUCGUUUUUGGGCUGGAGUACGGGAAUCAUGGGACGAGAGGCUGCUAUGGCUUGCACAGAAGCAGUAGAAACGGAAAUCGGGACGCACUACAACGAUCAGAUCCGGGUGAUGCUUGAGUGGUUUGCCGAUGCAGAGCAGAGGGGAGAAGAGAUAGACGGCGAAUUGAGAGAAUUGGUCACAACCCUGAAGAGGAUACGCGAUGAAGAGCUGGAACACUUGGAUCACGCCGUAGAGAAUGAUGCAAAGGAGGCCAAGCCGUACGAUCCACUGGUUAAUGUCAUCCGACUGGGCUGCAGGGCUGCAAUCAAAAUCACGGAAAAAAUAUGA
Messenger RNA from Uncinocarpus reesii 1704, 897 nucleotides. RefSeq names its product COQ7 protein. Gene Ontology annotation, biological process: ubiquinone biosynthetic process. The record is from RefSeq and is a predicted model, not a curated record. Gene Ontology annotation, cellular component: mitochondrial inner membrane. Bases 1 to 897 code for a protein of 298 amino acids. NCBI's taxonomy places the organism in Eukaryota, Fungi, Ascomycota, Eurotiomycetes, Onygenales, Onygenaceae. The transcript has a single exon. Gene Ontology annotation, molecular function: 3-demethoxyubiquinol 3-hydroxylase activity.